AUGGUGUUGGACUUAGACCUUUUCAGAGCUGAUAAAGGAGGUGAUCCAGAGCUCAUACGUUCCAAUGAAAUAAAACGUUUCAGGGGUACUAAGCGCGUCGAUUUGUUGCUCGAAGCAGAUGAGAAUUGGCGAAAAGCGCGUUUUAGAGCUGAUCACCUAAAUAAAGUAAAAAACUUCUGUAGCAAGGCAAUUUCUAAGAGAAUUAAGGAAAACAAAGAUGGUCCAGAUUCUGAGUCCAAUUUAUUUGAUGAUGUGUUCGAACGUCUUGACUCAAUAGUGGAAGCUGAUUUACAGUCCCUGAGUGUUGCACAAUUGAAGUCAUUAUCUAAUCUAGUUGAUCAAGAAAUAAAGAAGAAUGCAGCUUCCGUAACCGAGUUUGAGUCUGUAAGACAGCAGCAAUUGUACGAGAUCGGUAACAUCUUACAUCCAGAUGUUCCAAUAAGUAACAAUGAAGAAGACAAUUUAGUUAUUCGAACUUUUGGGAAAAGCGAUUUUCGGAAACCAUUAUCUCAUGUCGACUUGGUGGUAAUGGUAGAUGGUUUUGACGGUGAACGUGGAUGUACAGUAGCUGGAGGUCGUGGAUAUUUCCUAAAGGGGCCACUUGUUUUCUUAGAACAAGCAAUCAUAAACUUGGCUUUACGUAUGCUGGAUGAACGUGGUUAUACAGCACUAUACACCCCUUUCUUUAUGCGCAAGGAAGCUAUGCGAGCGGUAGCUCAGUUAAGUCAAUUUGAUGAAGAGUUAUAUAAAGUUACUGGUCGUCGUGAACCUAACGCCACAGUUAAUCAUGAUUCGCCAACAAACGAAGGUGAAGAGGAAGAGAAAUAUUUAAUUGCAACUUCCGAACAACCAAUUGCUGCAUUUCAUCAAGAUGAAUGGUUACCUGUUAAUCAGUUACCGAUUAAAUAUGCAGGGAUUUCAACGUGUUUCAGACAAGAAGUUGGUAGUCAUGGUCGUGACACUCGUGGAAUAUUUCGUGUUCAUCAAUUUGAAAAAGUUGAACAGUUUUGCAUUACUAGCCCACACGAUAAUCUGUCAUGGGAAAUGUUUGAUCAUAUGAUUUCUAAUGCUGAAGCAUUUUACCAAGCUUUAAAGUUACCUUAUCGUAUUGUUUCCAUUGUAUCGGGUGAAUUAAACAAUGCUGCAGCUAUGAAAUAUGAUUUGGAAGGUUGGUUUCCUGGUUCCGGGGCUUUCAGAGAACUUGUAUCUUGUAGUAAUUGUUUAGAUUAUCAAUCUCGUCGAUUGGCAAUUCGUUUUGGUCAAACAAAAAAAAUGAAUAAAGGUGUUGAAUAUGUACAUAUGCUCAAUGCAACAAUGUGUGCAACCACUCGAGUUAUCUGUGCAAUUUUAGAGAAUUAUCAAACAGAACAUGGAAUUAUUGUACCUGAUGUUCUUAAAUCAUUAAUGCCCAAAAAAUAUCAAAACUUUAUACCAUUCAAAGGACAUGAAGAUCAAGUAAUCAAUAACAUUGAAAAUGUACCACUGACAACAAUUCCUGAUUCAUUUCAGACAAAAUUUCACGAUGAAACAUCAUUUAAUCAAUUGAAUGAGAAAAUUAGCAGUUUAACUGAAGCCACUGAAUCUGGUAUUGUUAAUGCUAUUUCACAAUUAACUGAAGUUCAAAAACGAAUCGAAAGUAAAUUAAAUGCAUUAAGUUUAUUGAAUGCAAAUAAUCAUCAUCAUAUGGAUGAACAAGUUGUCCAUGACAAAUCACUUGGUGAUAAUGGUGGUGGUUUUGUUGUUGAUGUUGUACAUUCUGCAGAAAAUUCUUUAGAAGAGAAAAAUGAUGUUGACAUUGAAAAUAAAGAUAGAUUUUUUGAUGAAUCAGUGAAUAUAUUACAAUCCACUACUCCAGAACCAAUGGAUUCAAAGAAGAAACGAAAGAAAAAACCGAAAAAGAAAUUAACCGAUUGAAAUGAAUUAUGAUUGUUGAUAUGAUGAUGAUGAUACUCAUGCUCUCAGUCAAUGUUUACAACAUACAUAUUAUUAUAUAUGAUGUGUAUUGUAUUGACUUAUGUUUGCAUAUGAAUAUAUUUAUUUUGACUUUGGUGUAAUUGCAUUUCACAAAAAAAAAACGUUGUAUUGAUAGUCGA
Schistosoma turkestanicum is the source of this 2093-nucleotide messenger RNA. The record is from the annotation of a GenBank genome assembly. Lineage: Eukaryota; Metazoa; Platyhelminthes; Trematoda; Strigeidida; Schistosomatidae.